AAAAUUUUAGUUGAUUUAAAGCAUUGAUUGGAAGUGUUUGUGAGUACAGUCGAAAUACAAGAUAAUUAAAAGGCUAAAAUGAACAAUCCAGCAGAAUUAUAUGAAUUGUCAUCCGAAACAAAUGGAGCAAGAAUUUUAUUUUCAUCCGAUGAUUUUUUCGGUGUAGCUGAAAAUCUACUUCAAGUAACAGAACCAGAUAUAGACAUAGAAAAUAUGCCAUGUCGAUUACCACAGGAUGUAUGGAUAACCAGGAGAAAACGAGUGCAGAAUUGCGAUUUCGUAAUCAUUCAAUUAGCAGUAAGAGCUGAAAUAUGCUUCAUUUGUGUAGAUACUGCUAAUCUUUUCAACAAUGCUGCGCUCAAAUUUUCUGUACAAGCUACCAAUUUAUCAAUAGAACAUGACUAUUCCGAGCUUUAUCAAAAUCGUUCCAAUAGAGUAGGCGGACAUACCACCGAUGAAGAAUGGUCGAAUAUUAACCAAUUUCGUUCAGAGACAUGGCCGUAUUUAAUUUCAAGGCAACCCCUAAAUCCCGGUUAUCCAUCGAUGAAUAAGAAAUUAUUUAUGAUACCAUCGACAGGACAAGAGUACACUCAUCUACGGCUCAACAUCUAUCCAGACGGGGGUAUAAGCAGACUACGUGUUUACGGAAAAGUGUUGAGACCCACUCUCAUGCCACCACCUUGGAAUUCUUGUAUUGAUCUUGUUUCAAAGAUUUAUGGUGGUAAAUGCAUAGCACAUAGUAAUUGUUAUAACAAUUCACACCCUAAUAACUUGAUCACGCCUAUGUUUAGUCAGGAUGGAUGGCAAACUGCGAGAAGUCUUAUUAGAUCUAUCGAAGGCUUCCCACAUAAUGAUUCUUCAUUUAACUUUAAUCAGAUAAUCGGGGAAGAAUGGGCUAUAUUUCAAUUAGGAUAUUGUGGUAAAAUCGUUUCUAUCGAGCUCGAUACAACAGGGUUCAAAGGGGAUAGUCCGUACGCUGUACAAGUGCAGGGACUUAGAGAAGGCGCUACGUUAAAUGUAUUAAAUGAAAAUUCUAUAAAUAAUGCAUCUUGGCAAGAUAUUAUACCGUAUACUCUCGUGAAUGAAGGUUCUAAGCAAGAAAUUACUGUUCAAGAUCAAAAUAUGAAAAUGGCUUAUGUGAAACUUUUGAUUAAACCGGAUGGCUGCGUAACUGGAUUCCGAGUUUUGGGAGAGAUUUGAUAGAAAUGCAAAAUUUAGAAUAAUUUGAUGAUGAUACCACAUAAACAAUAGCGUUUAUCAAAAUGGGAAGCUGAUGUUACUUAUAAUCAACAAUU
Camponotus floridanus (Florida carpenter ant) is the source of this 1295-nucleotide messenger RNA. RefSeq names its product probable allantoicase. The coding region runs from base 79 to 1200 and encodes 373 amino acids. Gene Ontology annotation, molecular function: allantoicase activity. The record is from RefSeq and is a predicted model, not a curated record. The transcript has 8 exons. Lineage: Eukaryota; Metazoa; Arthropoda; Insecta; Hymenoptera; Formicidae. Gene Ontology annotation, biological process: allantoin catabolic process.